GUUUGGUGAGGUUGAAGUUUGAGAAAGGUUGUGACGGGGUGUUGGAGCGGUCUGCGGGAUGUUAUGUGGCUGCUAUCGUGUUGAGAGCGCCAAUAAUGAGCAAGUGGGAUGUGCCCCGCAGAAAAACAGACAAGGCCCAAGCUCUGAGCCUCACAGUGACGUCGAGGUGUGGUGCGGGAGCGUUUGCUAUGAUGACUGAGAUGCGAGACUCACUUCAACCAAGACGAUCCAAUGCAGAUCUCAUGUUAUAUAUCACCAUGAGGAGCACAGUAAGGCCAAAGCCGAUCACGCUCCCGCCUCCAGGGCGUAGGCUGGGCUAAGGAUGUCUAAUGCCCUACCCCUCCGUGCCCUCCACCCGAUCUCCUCCGUAUUUCGCUGUGGCCUCCUAUUUGUCCCGCGUAUAGGCGAUAUGGAUGUCAUUCGGUAGCCGGAGUAGGCCUUGGCAACCUUUGCAGACUUCUUGCUGUUGUCGGCACGGUAUUGAACCGUACAGAGUGAAGAACGCUGUUCGAUGAGAUGGUCGGCUCCGCCAAAUGCAGGCGAUUCGGACCGACAGCGGCCGCCGAAACAGCAGGCUGACA
Messenger RNA from Baudoinia panamericana UAMH 10762, 581 nucleotides. RefSeq lists its product as uncharacterized. The record is from RefSeq and is a predicted model, not a curated record. The coding region runs from base 96 to 320 and encodes 74 amino acids. The transcript is spliced from 2 exons. NCBI's taxonomy places the organism in Eukaryota, Fungi, Ascomycota, Dothideomycetes, Mycosphaerellales, Teratosphaeriaceae.